UUUGUUUGUUUGUAAAAUCUCAAAAUUCUGGUUGUUUGGGACUCGAGCUUUGAUUGUCGUCUGUAAAACAUACUUUUUAUGGCGUCACACUUCUUUAAAAAUACAAUUUUUUGUACCGAGACCUUGAUUACCGUCCCUCUAUAAAUAUAAAAUUACGAUUUCUCUCUUCCCACGAAUCUCUCUCCUCUGAUAUGGGAUCUCAAACUGGUUUCGAUCAUGGAAGCGUACGAACGUUUAAAAUGUUGCAACCCUCUCAAUGGGAUGAUUACUUCCUUUACGCCCCGAUCGAUGAAUUGGAACUCGAUGUCUUUGCAAGCGAACUUGAAGCAAUCAAGCCCAACGUCAGGGACAUGCUCAUGUCCUCUUCCCCAGCAGAAUUAGGUCAUGGCUCCGCGAAGCGGAAAGUACUUUUGAUCUAUUUGAUGACCAGUCUUGGCGUUGCCUAUCAUUUUGAGAACGAGAUAGAAAAGACCUUGGCACACGCCUUUGAAAAGAUAGAUGAUAUGAUUGCAAAUGAGCAUGACCUUUACACAAUAUCCAUCUUCUUUUGGGUUUUCAGAACAUAUGGUUACAACAUGUCGGCUGAUGCCUUCAAGAGAUUCAAAGGGGAUGACGGAAUGUUUAUGGACUCCUUAGCCAAGGAUGCUGAGGGCAUGUUGGGCUUGUAUGAAGCCGCUCAUUUGAGGACGACAAGAGAUUAUAUAAUGGACGAAGCACUGAGUUUCACAAUGGAACAUAUGGAGUCGUUGGCAGGACGAGCAAGGCCUCAUCUCUCAAGGCUUAUACAGAAUGCUCUUGGUCUUUCUCAACACUGGAAUAUGGAGAUAUUAGUUGCUAUGGAAUUUAUCUCAUUCUACGAACAAGAAGAAGACCAUGACGAGACACUAUUCAAGUUUUCCAAGCUCAAUUUCAAGUUACUACAGCUUAUAUACCUUAAAGAGCUCAAAAUGGUUACGAAAUGGUACAAGGAGCUCGACUUUGCAUCUAAGUUGCCACCAUAUUACAGAGACAGAAUCGUGGAGUUACAUUUUUUUGUGAUAUCGAUGUACUUUGAGCCACAAUUCUCAAGUGCGAGGAUUAUGUUGACUAAGUUCUACACGGUCGAAACCAUUACCGACGACACCUUCGAUCGAUAUGCAUCUAUCUCUGAAGCUGAAAGCCUCGCCAAUAGUCUAGAAAGGUGGGCUCCUGAUAAAGACAUGGAUACACAACCAGAUUACUUGAAAUUCGUGUUUAAAUUUAUUCUGGAUGCAUUCAAAGAUUUCGAAAGAGAAGUAAGGUCAGAAGGAAGAUCUUACAGCGUGAAAGGUACAAUAGAAGAGUUCAAAAGACUCGUGAAAUCCAACCUUGACCUUGCCAAAUGGGUGCAAAUCGCUCAUGUGCCUAGCUUUGAGGAUUAUAUGGAGGUCGGUGAGGUAGAGAUCACGAUGUAUGCGACUAUGGCAGGCACUUUGAUGGGUAUGGGACAUAUUGCUACGAAGGAAACUUAUGAGUGGCUGAAAUCAAGACCCAAACUCAUCCAAUCAUUAUCUAUUAAUGGGCGUCUGAUGAAUGACAUGGCCGGUUUCGAGGAUGACAUGAGUAGAGGAUAUGUGACUACUGGUGUCAACUGUUAUAUGAAGCAAUUUGGAGUUACAAAAAGCGAAGCUUUUAAGAAGCUUCAUCAAAUGCGUGUAGACAACGACAAAAUAGUGAACGAAGAGUUGUUGAAGAUAAAAGAUGUGCCAAAGAGAGUUCUAAAGGAAGCCAUCAAUUGUGCACGCAUGACCCACGUUGCCUACGGUUACGGUGAAGGAUUAACACAUCCUGAAGGAAAAAUUAAGGAAUAUAUUAUUGCUCUCUAUAUUGAUCUGAUUCGUCUGUAAAGACUUUGAUUGGAACCACUGUUAACAUAAUGCGUGUGGCCACUGGUUUGGCAUCUGCCGCAUGAGCUAUAUACAGUCAAACCUCUAUAAAUUAAUAAUGUUGGGACUA
Messenger RNA from Brassica napus (rape), 1974 nucleotides. RefSeq names its product putative terpenoid synthase 7. Gene Ontology annotation, biological process: diterpenoid biosynthetic process. The record is from RefSeq and is a predicted model, not a curated record. The coding region runs from base 192 to 1865 and encodes 557 amino acids. Lineage: Eukaryota; Viridiplantae; Streptophyta; Magnoliopsida; Brassicales; Brassicaceae. The transcript is spliced from 7 exons. Gene Ontology annotation, molecular function: terpene synthase activity; magnesium ion binding.